ACCCGACCACCUCUUCUGCUCUCCUCACGAGCACAACAUGUCUCCUCACUUUGAGAUCCCCAAGGUCCAGAAGGCCGCGAUUGUCACCACGACUGACGCGCCGCUCAAGGUCGUGAACAACCAUCCCGUCCGCCAGCCCAAGGACCUCAAGCCCGGCGAAUGUCUCGUCCGCCUCGAAUGCAGUGGUGUCUGCCACACCGAUCUGCAUGCCCGCAAGGGCGACUGGCCUCUCAAGGCCAAGCUCCCCCUCAUCGGUGGCCAUGAGGGUGUCGGCAUCGUCGUCGCUGUUGGCGCGCACACGCAGGACUCGCCGGUCAACCUCGGCGAUCGCGUUGGCAUCAAGUGGCUCGCGUACUCGUGCCUUGAUUGCGAGCAGUGCAGAAAGGGGAUUGAGCAGAGCUGCCCGAACCAACAGCUCAGCGGUUUCACAACCGACGGGACCUUCUCCCAGUACGUCGUCUCGUGGGUCAACCAUGUGACCCCCAUCCCCGCAAACAUGGACAGCUUUGAGGCUGCGUCCAUCCUCUGCGCUGGUGUCACUGUGUAUCGUGCGUUGAAGUACUCGAAGGCGCAUAUUGGUGAUUGGAUCGCACUCCCGGGUGCCGGCGGAGGACUCGGUCACCUUGCCGUCCAGUACGCCACCGACAUGGGUCUCCGUGUCCUCGCAAUCGACACUGGUGAGGAGAAGAAGGAGCUUUGCUUGAAGCUUGGUGCCGAGCGAUGGAUUGACUUCAACACGUCCAAGGACCUUGUGAAGGACAUUGUCGAGGCAUGCGAUGGGUUCGGCCCGCACGCUGCUGUCGUUACCGCUGCUACCAGUGCUGCAUACGCACAGGCCAUUGACUAUCUUCGCCCUGGUGGCAACCUGAUGGUUGUCGGUCUUCCGGCUCAUGCGGCGCUUAGCGCAGACAUCUUCUUCACUGUCACGAAGAGCAUCAGCAUCUACGGCUCCUACGUCGGCAACCGCCAAGAUGCACGCGAAGCCCUUGACAUUGCCUCUCGCGGAAAGGUCAAGUGCUACUUCGUGACCAAGCCUCUUUCCGCGCUGGCGGAGACGUACGAGGGCCUCGAGAAGGGCGAGAUCGUCGGCCGUGUUGUCCUGAACAUGCAGGACGAUUAGAGCGCUCGUUACCUGCCUGCACGCUGCGGUCUGUCCACCAAAGGCGUACCCAAUGUCCGAACUGUACCUAUUGAUAUCCCUGUCGUCCAUGGCGUGUGUAAAACCUGUAUUGUAAAAAGAUGAAACACGAUAUUGUAAAGCCCGCAGAUGUACGAAAACGUGCAACAUAUACAAAUGAGCCGAAAGGCGCUUCAACGAGACUAUAGAACUUUCGAUUAUUUUUGGUGCGAUCAGAUGUAACUCCCCAUGAUAAUAUGAAUGGAAUGAUGGCGACACACAAGGCUAGACUUUGAAAACGUCGCUUAAGGGUCAUCUGACAACGCAAUCACGCACGCUCAAUGGUGCCGC
Laetiporus sulphureus 93-53 is the source of this 1468-nucleotide messenger RNA. RefSeq names its product GroES-like protein. Bases 38 to 1120 code for a protein of 360 amino acids. The record is from RefSeq and is a predicted model, not a curated record. The transcript has 6 exons. NCBI's taxonomy places the organism in Eukaryota, Fungi, Basidiomycota, Agaricomycetes, Polyporales, Laetiporaceae. Gene Ontology annotation, molecular function: oxidoreductase activity.